Molecule: messenger RNA, 1632 nt
Organism: Labeo rohita (rohu)
Lineage: Eukaryota; Metazoa; Chordata; Actinopteri; Cypriniformes; Cyprinidae
Product: equilibrative nucleoside transporter 2
Exons: 14
Coding region: 214-1602 (462 amino acids)
Biological process (GO): thymine transport; guanine transport; hypoxanthine transport
Cellular component (GO): plasma membrane; basolateral plasma membrane
Molecular function (GO): nucleoside transmembrane transporter activity
Source: RefSeq, a predicted model, not a curated record
AAAUACUACAAAAGAAAAAAACCAUGCGGCAUCUUCAUCCUUCUGGAGAGACGCGGAUCUAAAUGAGUGAAUCCGUAUUUGGGAGAGUUUAGUGGAUACUGUGCGUUUGAUUUACGGAGAUGAAAUGAGGAAAUAACGAAAAACAUCGUGAAACAGUGAGAAUCCUGCUGAAGCUCUUAGAGGCCUUUUAAAUCUGCCUGCCACCUGGACAAAAUGAGUACAAGAGAGGACGCCCCUGCAGACCGUGGCUUUCUCGUUGCGAUCAUAUUCUUUAUCCUUGGCCUGGGAACGCUAUUGCCAUGGAACUUCUUCAUGACGGCAUCUAUGUAUUUCAACAACAGACUCAACACAUCUGAGUGGAGUAAUGGUACAGUUACGACCAGGAAAGAGUAUUAUUUCAAUAAUUGGAUGACUCUGCUAUCCCAGCUGCCUUUGCUGGUCUUCACUUUUCUCAACUCUUUUCUCUAUCAGCGGAUCUCAGAGAAGAUGAGGAUAGCUGGCAGUCUAGUCUUCAUCCUGAUCCUCUUCAUCCUCACUGCUGUCCUGGUGAAGAUCCCGAUGGAGGAGGACCGCUUCUUCUCUGUCACCAUGGCAACAAUCUGGUUUAUCAAUUCGUUUGGGGCCGUGUUACAGGGAAGUCUGUUUGGUUUGGUGGGUUUGUUGCCACAGAAGUACAGCGCCAUCUUUAUGAGCGGACAGGGACUCGCUGGGACGUUUGCUGCUCUUGCAAUGAUCUUUGCCAUUGCAAGUGAAGCUGAUAGUGAAUCUGCAGCUCUGGGUUAUUUCAUCACUCCGUGUGCCGGGACCCUCCUCACGCUCAUCAGUUACAUGCUGCUGCCGAAGCUGGAGUUUGCUAGAUUUUACCUGGACCCCAAAAGCAAGAGUUACGAGCUUGAGACGUCCAGCCAGCUGCUGUCUACAGAUGCUGUUGAAGUCACUGAGAAGUCCAGAGAUGCGUCUAAUGGCUCUGUGGCAAACGGGAAUCCUAAUAAAGGUGAUAACGAUGCAAGUGAAGAGGAGGGUGUCAAACAGGCCUUCAUCAUGCUGCCAUCAGAAAAUGCAUCAACUCAGAAGAGCUCCGUUCUGGAAGUCUUCAAAAAGAUUUGGGUUAUGGCGUUUUGUGUGACGUUUGUGUUCGUAGUUACACUGUCAGUUUUUCCUGCGGUUACUGUGGAUGUGAAAACAGUGUACAGAGGAAAAUGGGAACGAUACUUCAUUCCUGUUUGCUGUUUUCUCAUGUUUAACACGAUUGACUGGUUUGGCAGAUCUGUCACGUCAGUACUUCGAUGGCCCUCUAAAGAGAGUCGUUUGUUCCCGGCGUUGGUCGUUUGUCGAGUGAUCUUCAUUCCGUUGCUCAUGAUGUAUAACGUGCAGGAGAGGCACUAUAUGCCUGUGCUCUUCUCAAAUGAUUUUAUGUUUGCUGCUGUCAUGAUGUUUUUCUCCAUGUCCAGCGGAUACUUUGUGUGUCUGUCCAUGACGUACGCGCCGCAGCUUGUGGAGCCUAAAGAUGGCGAGACGGCUGGCGCGCUGAUGACGUUUUUUCUGGCUCUUGGUUUGUCGUUGGGAGCACUGUUUUCUUUUCCUCUGCGUUUUCUUGUCUGAUGCUUACAAGCUCACUCUCAAUCACGAAUC